AGAGGCGGUAGAAGACCCCAAGUGUGAUGUGCAGUGCUGGUGGGCAGACCUGCCGGCUACCAUCUCUCUGUUUCAUGUACGAUCCACCGAAAGGGCCUGACUGAUGGUGUGCGGUGCUUACUGAUGGUAUCAUAGCAUGAGCGACACAUAAAUGUUGGGUGUAUAUGUGCUAUGGUCAUCUUCCUCCACAGAGAUGCCAAACACUGACUGGAGACCUUCCUUCUGUGAGAGGCAGGUGUACUGUCGAGUGGCCCUUCCAGAUCUGGCUCUCUUGGCUCUUCCUCCACACACACGACAGUGGAGAUCG
Geodia barretti is the source of this 307-nucleotide messenger RNA. The record is from the annotation of a GenBank genome assembly. Lineage: Eukaryota; Metazoa; Porifera; Demospongiae; Tetractinellida; Geodiidae.